AUGGCACAGUUCGGAAAGCUGGUGGAAAAUGUUAUUGCUGUUCUUAGGUUGGCAAGCAAGCAAGCUCAGAAUGUUGAAGUCAACAAAGAGAAGUCAGAAGUGGAGGAACAGAGGAAGAUUGUGGACGAGAAACAGAAAGAACUGGACGAGCUGAAAGAGAAAAUGAAGGAGGCUUAUCUGAAGAUGAAAGAGGAGAAGGAAAAAGACAUGAAGACAAAACUAGAGAUGAGCGAGAUCCUGGAGCAGAAAAACCUAGAAAUCCAGGGAAAGACUGACGAACUGGUGGAAGAAAAGAAAAAAUUAAAAGAAGAGAAUAAAAGACUCCGGAACAAGAAAAAAGAAUUGGAGCAAGAAAAGACAGAAAUGGAGGUGAAGUAUGAGAAUCUGCAGAGCGAGAACCAAGAACUGAAGCAGCAGAAAACAGAAGAGAGAAAUAAAGAGCUGCAAGAAGACAAGACGAAGCUGCAGGAAGAGAGUCAAGACCUGGAGGUGAAGCAGCAAGAAAACGAGCAACAGAAGAAGCAGAAGAAGAAGAAGGUGGGCUGCUGGAGCUGGAUGUUCAGGAAGUCCUGAGGUGGACGAGGCUCAUGAGCUUCCUCUGACUCACCCCUUCCUCACCCUCCACCUCCCCAUCCUUUCUCCAUCUCAUCUUCACCUCUCCAUCCUCCCUCCAUCAUUCAAAAACACCUUCCUCACCUCUUCAACUUCACCCUAUCUUCUCUCUUCCUCACCCCAUCCCCCCCCAAAAAAUCCCUAAAAUUUUUUUUUAAAAACUCUAAAAAGAUAAAAAAAAAAACACUUCUAAAAAAAUAAAAAAAAUAUUUCUUCAUGUUUCAGCAUAUUCUCCAUGUUACUUAUGACCUCGGUUUAAUUACCAGCGUUACUUUUUACUGUUGUAUUCUUGCUGUAUUUUAAUUCACUUGUUUUAUUUCAGUGAUGUGGAUUAAAGCUUAUUUGCAGAUAUACUGAUGUCUGCAAAUAAAAGAAUGUCAAUUCUCAGCAAUAACAUAAAAAACAUUAAUCCACCAUGUUUUUCUCAGAAAACUCUGACCUCAUGUAUUAUAUGUGACUUUAUCUACUGUAUGUGAUUAUUAGCAGCUACUGCUAGGAAAAGUCUACAUUUUCUUGUAUUUUGUGGCAGUUUUGUUUACUUGUUGUCUCUUAAAUCUACAUUUGAUAGCAAAAAUGUAGAUUUCUGUAAUAUUUUGUGCUCACAAUUGAGUGAUUUUUAAAACACAGAAUCAAAAUCUAUAAAGCAGAACCAGAGAUAUCAUAUUUUUUUUCCUACUCAUCCUUCUUCUUUGUGAAAACCCAACACCUACAUUACCCACAAUGCAACAGUUUGCACAAUUUGAUGUGCAAAAUGUGUAAUAUUUCAACUUUGGGUGAAAUAUUUUAAUUACAUGUGCAAUAUUUGCCUUUCAUGUACAGCAUGGCAUUAUAAUGUGCAGUAUUUCCUUAUCUUAUGUAAUAUUUUACUAUUUUUUAGUAUUACUUCUUUCUUUUCUAUUUUUGCUGUAUGUAAAAAUACAGACUUUUGAUGAUGUUUUGACAGUUAUACAAAUAUGAUGUUAUAGGUCUU
Molecule: messenger RNA, 1582 nt
Organism: Amphiprion ocellaris (clown anemonefish)
Lineage: Eukaryota; Metazoa; Chordata; Actinopteri; Pomacentridae
Product: golgin subfamily A member 6-like protein 7
Exons: 2
Coding region: 1-573 (190 amino acids)
Source: RefSeq, a predicted model, not a curated record